Messenger RNA from Rotaria sp. Silwood1, 259 nucleotides. The record is from the annotation of a GenBank genome assembly. Lineage: Eukaryota; Metazoa; Rotifera; Eurotatoria; Philodinida; Philodinidae.
AACGUAUUAUGAAAUAAUUCAAACAGCUAUUGAAGAUUCAUUUGAACAUUGUACACUUGUUGCUCAACGAGAUUCAAUUGUUAUUCAUUUACAAAAUGCAUUUCGUUGUGUAACAAGAAAUGUUAUUGCUGUUUUAGCUUCAUCAACAAUAACACAAACAGAUCAAUUAUAUUAUUUACAACAACUUGAAGUAUUAGAUAUACAAAAAGCAUCACUUAUUUCAUUUCUUUUAACAAAACAAUUUGAACAAAACAAUUAA